AUGAAGUCUUUCUCAAUCCUCGCAGGCCUGGUUGGUCUUGCAUCCGCCGGUGGCUGGAACGAGACCUGGACUCACACUGGAUCCUCCUCUUCUUCCUUGUCUUCUACUUCUGAGCUCAGCACCUCCUCAUCGGUGCCCGCCCACAAGCCUACCGGAUGGGUUGACUCGAGCUCGUCUGCUCCUGUUUACAAGCCUACUGGCUGGACCGAGCAAUCAAGCUCUGCUUCAUCUACUUCGCCCGUGAACGCAACUUCUACUCUCAUCACCUACACCACCACGACCGUCUGCCCUGCUACUAGCGUCGUUAACGGCCAUACAUCAAUCUACCUGACCACCUCGACCUUGACCGUGACCUCGUGCAAGGGUGGAUGCUCUAAGCCCACAGAGACUCCUUCAACCCAGAUUUGGGUUCACCCUACCAAGCCCGCAGAGAACGUGACCAGCACUGUCUACACCACAACUUCUCUGUGCCCCGUCACGACUGUCAAGCAAGGCCAAACUUUCACCUACACUAGCACUAGCACUUUUGUCGUUACCUCAUGCAAGGGUGGCUGCAAGCCUACUCAAUCCGUCCCGGACGUCACCAAGACCGAGGAAGUGUACACCACUACCACUGUCUGCCCUGUCACUCAGACCACUGUUAGCGAUGGCAAGACCUUCACCAAGACCUUCACCACCACUUCUACUCAAACUCUUACUUCUUGCAAGGGAGGCUGCUCCAAGUCGACUGUUGCACCUUCUUACAGCACUGUCGUUGCUCCUUACCCUGUCUGGAACGCAACAACCCAAGGACAUGCUGGACCUUCAGGUUUCGUUCCCUCUGGCUUCGUUCCCGUCCCCGUUCCUUCGACCAAGACAAUCUCCGAGAUCGUCAUCACCACCUUGACUACUUGCAGCUCGGGUCAAGUCAUCACCAUGGGUAGCUCAAAGACCACUCUGACAUCUCCUACCGUUUUGACCACUACAAUCAUCAGCCGCUCGACUGUCAGCAAGGAUGUCACUAUCACCGCCCCUACUCAAGGCGCAGUCGUCCCUACCCACCCCGUCUACAGCAACGGAACAAAGCCCGUCACUGUUACAAAGUACAGCACUACCGAGAUUAUCAAGCCCUGCACCGAGUGCCCUUCAGGAUCCAAGACCUUGACCACAUCUUUCCCUUAUGUUGUUGUCGAGACGCCCAAGUCUUCUCCCGUCUCUCCCGUCAGCUCUGGAAAGGUCACCAUCGUUGUGCCUGUUACUCAGUACACAACUACUUGCCCCUACACCACAACUGAUAUUCAUGGAUCGACCUCGGUCUUCAUGACUACCUCCGUCGUCUCUACACCCGUUGCACCCUCCGAAUCGCAUCCCGCCUCUUCGCCCGUUGCACCCGUGGAAUCUCACCCUGCCUCUACACCUCUUGCACCCGCGGAAUCGCACCCUGCCUCUUCGCCCGUCGCGCCCGUUCAGAGUUCCGCUGAGUCACACCCCGUUGUGCCUGUCCAGAGUGCACCCGCCACCACUCCUGCUGCCAGCUCACCCUCAAAGCCCACUGGUAACGUUGUCACUCAGAUCAGCGACGGUCAAAUUCAAGCUCCUGGCCCUUCAUCGGCCCCUCCCGCUGUCCCAGUCAGCUCCGGCUCUGCUGCUUCUUCUAUCGCAUCUGUUGUGAGCAGCUCUAUCCAGGUCAACAUCCCUAGCAGCACUCGCAGCAGCACCGCCUCUGCUACCACCACCCUGGCUGUCUCUACCGGUGCCGCUGGCAAGAACAACGUCAGCUUCAUGGCCGCCGUCGGUGCCAUGGCUGCCAUCUUCUUCUUCUAG
This is a messenger RNA of Aureobasidium subglaciale EXF-2481, 1803 nucleotides long. RefSeq lists its product as uncharacterized. The transcript has a single exon. Gene Ontology annotation, molecular function: structural constituent of cell wall. Bases 1 to 1803 code for a protein of 600 amino acids. NCBI's taxonomy places the organism in Eukaryota, Fungi, Ascomycota, Dothideomycetes, Dothideales, Saccotheciaceae. The record is from RefSeq and is a predicted model, not a curated record. Gene Ontology annotation, cellular component: cell wall.